CCCUCCCAACACUGUGAUUUUGACUCCUUGGCCUGCUGGUUUGGUUUUUUUAAACUGCCCCUGUUCUGAUGUUGCCUGUGCUCCCCUUCUGAGCCGGAGCCAGUGCUGUACUGACAGAUGAACACAGGCGUGGCCAGUCACGAAAUGCACCCCCCCCGGGGAGGUGGCCAAGUCCUGGGAUGGGGGCAGGCUGUGCGUUCGUGCACCAGGGGCGUGGGGUGCGCUGGCUGCUUCAGGAACGGUCUGUGUCAUUAUGCCAUCUGGGCCCCGGCUUGUGCCAGCACAGAGAGCGAUUCAAACACGGCAUCCUGGCGCCAGGAGGUGAGCGUGGGAGCCGGAAAACGGAGGCUUUUUACUCAAGAGCAACACCAUCCUCCGCUCGCAAAGAAGCUCUUUUCGGGAGGCUGGCCUGGCUCCGCGCUCCUCUGCUUCCAAGAAGGGUAUGAAUUUAAGGCCAAGAACAUCAAAAAGAAGAAGGUCAACAUCAUCAUCUCAGUGGAUGGAGUGAAAGUGAUCUUGCGCAAGAAGCAGAAGAGAAAGGAGUGGGCCUGGGAUGAGGGCAAGAUGGAGGUCAUGCACGACCCCGUAUACAGGAUCUUCUACGUCUCUCAUGAUUCCCAGGACCUGAAGAUAUUCAGCUACAUCGCCAGGGACGGCGCGAACAACUCUUUCCGGUGCAACGUCUUCAAAUCCAAGAAGAAGACGCAGGCCAUGCGGGUGGUUCGGACAGUGGGCCAGGCCUUCGAGGUCUGUCACAAGCUGAGCCUCCAACAUGCCCUGCAGAACGCCGAUGGCCAGGCGGAUGGAGCCAGCAACAACUCCGCGGAUGACCCCCAGGUGGAAGGUUUCCAGCUGGCUGGGGCAGCAAUGGCUGACGAAGAAAAUGGCCCAGAGGGGGCAUUUGCACCUGACUUUGGAAGCUGCGAGCUGCGCUUGGCCGCACCCAACUUAGGGGUCCCACAAUCUGGGAUGAUCCUGAAGGACAGGAGCAGCCAGGAAAAUGAGACCGGGUCGCUCCGCCCUUCCACCGCACAGCCGCUGGGCAGUCCUGCAAGCCCCAGCUCCUCCGCCUCCGUGACCCCGCUGGCCUCCCAGCACUGCCUCCAGCUCCUCCAGCACCAGCUCCUCCAGCAGCAGCAGCAGACGCAGGUGGCUGCAGCUCAGGUGCAGCUACUGAAAGACCAGCUGUCAGCCGAAACCACAGCCCGGGUUGAAGCUCAGGUCCGUGUCCGGCAGCUCCUGAUGACCAACCGCGAUCUCCUCCAGCACGUCUCCUUGCUAGUGAGGCAGCUCAAGGAACUAGAGAUCAAGGUGCACCUACGACAUCCAGUUGACCGUUCGCUGCAGAACCUGACGCUGGCUCAGUCGCUCUCCCUCAACUUGAAGAACCACUACAGCCUUGAAAUCAACCUGCCAUCCACCUCGACACCGGCCAGCGUCCUGGGCAGCCCUGUGGCACAGAUGGGCAGCGCUUGCGAGUCUUACCUGAAUCUGUCCAACCUGGAGAAGGGAAGCCAGCUGAGCCACUGGGCAGAGAGCGAGGAGCACCUGGCAGUCCUGGAGGGGCCAGACGGCCUUCGCAGCGUGGAGGGUUCUGAGGCCGCAGACUGUGCGGUGCUGGGAAGAACCGGCCGGCAGAAGAGCAGCAACCUGGGCACUCCAGCACAGGAGGAGAGGUUGCAGCCCCUCAUCCCCAAGCUGAACCCACCCCCUCCAACCCUGAGGAGGAGGUCAAGCAAAACCACCUCGCCCAGCCUAGAAGCAGAGACGGACGCCACAGCAGCAACCACCAGCACCACCACCUCUGGGUCCGGCCACAGCACCUCCACACUCACCAGCAUCACCAUCUUCUCCCUGGCCAGCUUGGAGUCUGAGCCCAGGACGCUGGGAAGAGGUCACACUUGCGGCCGUGCCGAAAACCAGGUGGCCCUAAGCCAGGAGCGGGCUGGGGAGGGUGGACAGGCAUCCCUGGCAAAAGGGGCCUUGGGACGACCCGAGAAAGGCCCCUCUAGGGAUCUGGAUGGCAGCUUGUCUCUCCGGCGUCCUUUCCUCUCCUCGGCCGGCAAUGAAACCUGUUUGCGCAUCAGUCUUUCGGAGGACGAGCUGGACACAUCAGGGGCCUGCGUUGCCCGUGCAUAAACCAUGCACUUGGGGAGCAGGCUAUUAGCUUGCACUGGUUGCCAGGCACAGAUUGGGGGGUUAGAGGUGGCUUGUAGGGUGCUGCGGCGCCAGAGGGGAGUCUCUGAAAUGGCCACCAGUGGAGGCUGGCAGUUCCGUAAGAGCAAAAGUGGGAGACUUUGAGCCAGAAGCCGCGUGGUCUCCAAAAGAAGCGAGCUGGGAGGGUCUCCUGCCUUUGUCUUCCACACAAGCAGAGGUCCUCAACAGACACCAGGAAAUGACCAGAAGCCUUGACAAACUGGCUGACCUGGCAUGGAGGAACACCUAAGGACCUCGUGUCACCCAGGGUACAAGCACCAGUAAACAACCAGGUGCAAGGUCCUCAGUCUCUGUGCCCCAGGGAAAGAGCUCAGCACGACUGGCUGAAAUCUAGACUGUGUGCCACAGAUUGUCCCCCCAGCCAAGAAAAGCUGCUUGCAGUUUUUGGGGGGCAAAAGAGGUAGGGAGAGGGAGGUCGUGGGUGGCCUGUAGCAUUCAGCAUUGUGAGGCAAGGUUAGCACCUGAGCAGGGUGGGUGGUGGUCAUCCCAAUGGUCACUUCCAGAAGUCUCCCCUGGAAUGAGAGGGUUGCACACAGGUGAUAUUAGUACAGUAUUUUGAAGUCACUUGAUAGUAGAAGCCCAGCCCCCUUCCUGGUCGAGAGGGUCAAGAAGCCCCAUCUUGGACGCCCCUGUAGGAACCAGUGCAAGGGCAUCUUGGCUGCCAUUUCCAGACCAGGCGUCGGCUGUUAGGCCAGAGAGGGGCUGUGGUGGUGCCUUCCAAAGACCUUACCUCUAACCUCGGGGGGGGGAUGUUGAAGGUGCAGGAAGUUUGCACCUGAAUGAAGGAGAGCCACCCUUCAGAUUCCCCCCCCCCAAUUUCCCCCACCUGCAGACCAUCCCUUCCUUCAGCAGGAGUUUAGUGGCACAGAUGCUCCUUUCGGUUUUAUUUUAUUCUGAGGCUGGAGAAAUUAAGCAUAUUGGUGUUUCCUAGAUCCUGAGGUAGUUAUUAUCAUUUCUGUUUUCCUAUUCCUUCUCAGUAGUGGCACCCACCCUGCGGAAUGCCCUCCCAUCAGAUGUCAAGGAAAUAAACAGCUAUCUGACUUUUAGAAGACACCUGAAGGCA
Molecule: messenger RNA, 3280 nt
Organism: Podarcis muralis (Common wall lizard)
Lineage: Eukaryota; Metazoa; Chordata; Lepidosauria; Squamata; Lacertidae
Source: RefSeq, a predicted model, not a curated record